Drosophila pseudoobscura is the source of this 2009-nucleotide messenger RNA. RefSeq names its product Gustatory receptor 39b (gene Gr39b). The record is from RefSeq and is a predicted model, not a curated record. Bases 755 to 1873 code for a protein of 372 amino acids. Lineage: Eukaryota; Metazoa; Arthropoda; Insecta; Diptera; Drosophilidae. Gene Ontology annotation, cellular component: membrane; neuronal cell body; dendrite. Gene Ontology annotation, biological process: chemosensory behavior; sensory perception of taste; male courtship behavior. The transcript is spliced from 3 exons.
GCCAGUGGCUCUUUGUUUGUGGCUCACUUCACAUACAUUUCAUAAUUAAAUCAGCGACAACGAAACGCUUAUCAAUCUCAGAGCUAAAGAAGAGAGCUGCAGUAAAAGCAGCAGCAGCACGGGCCCCGGUGUGUGCAUGUCGAUUUGGCAUGAUCGGAGGGCCGGAUUUUUUACAUUCUACGGAAUACAUUUUGCUCGACAAGUGUCUGAACAUUUUAUAGUGUAAAGUUGGGCAUCAAAUGGGUAAUAUGACUCGCAGAUGGAUGCACAUGCAGUGAUUCACCUGAAAUUUUGCUGCGACAGACUUUUUCGUGGGGGUUUUGGGUUUUCAUCGAUUAUGAGGCACAUGUUUUUUGAUGUAAACCACAUAUGAAAAUAGGGAGAAGGGUUCCAAAAAGCCAAAGCAUGAUCACACAGUGAUGUAUUGAAAUAUUAAGAAGGGAUCAGGUAAACAGUGGCAUGCAGUGACAACUGAAGCUAUGAAAGUGGCUUCUGCCACCCUGGUCACAAUUUUGCCACACUAUUAGACAGACAUUAACUCCGAAAAAUCUACAAUUUGUGACAUUUUAGGUAAUAAAUUUGUCACGGUGUAAUAGGUUUUUACAGAUGAUCAAAACUAGCAAUAAACCCAGCUACCAUUUAGCUAAUUAACAACUAUAAUUGGCUUAAACUUUCAGUAUUAUCACUCCAUCAGACGUGCGAGUGCUGCACCUCCAAAGGUGUUCAGUUUUGUUGCAACCACACACGUAUCAUCAUGCUGUACCGCCUGCAGUCCUGCCUCAAGUAUUUCGCCUUACUGGGUAUUGUGCCCUGGACAGAGACCUGCGGACCGUGUCAGUAUUUUCAAAAGAUAUAUUCCAUAUUUCUAAUGUCCAUAAAUCUGGUGAUAUUCGGUAUGGAGAUCCACAUUCCACAAAAAGAUUCAUUGCUCCUUUCGCUGCUGGUCAGCGCGAUUGUGUUUAUUGCAAAGGUUCUGUGCAUGACGGUUAUCCUGCUGCAGAUGAUGUGCCAGUACGAAGGAUAUUAUGGGUUCUGUAAGGAGUUGCAGCGCGUAAGGGAGCGCCUAGAAGUGCAGCUAAAGAUGGGAGCAUUGUUAUAUCCCCGCAGGCGGUACAUUAAAAUUAUGUUUCUGGGAAUAGCCAGCCUUGGGACAAUGGCUUCCCUGAUUUAUACAUCCUUUAUUGCGAGUUUGAUGUACUUUUGGUCCUCGUGUGUGGCCCUCAUCAUCAUUAGACUGCAGUGUGUGCUGCUCCUGUUUUAUGUGGAUUUAAUGGGUUUUCAUGUGGAGCUCCUGGGCAAACGCAUUCGGGAUGUGCUGCACUGUCACUCGUCGGGUGGAAAUUGCGUCCCGGAUGGCAAUUGCAAGCAGCUGCGUUCCCUGGAAUUUCUCCUCGAACUUAAACAAAGCCACAUGGAGGUCUUUGAUCUUUUCAGUCACUUUAAUGAUCUUUUUGGCUGGUCAAUUUUGAGUAUAUUCGUGGUGAUGUUCAUGGAUGGCACGGUGAAUAUUUACUGGACCCAACAGGUCCUAGCAGGUGUAUAUGGACUGGUGUAUCUCAAUGCCACAUUCUCGUUUUCCGUGCCGUCGCUGGCUCUAAUAUUUGCUUUCUGUCGCUGUGGGGAGUACUGCAAGAGGCAGCAAAUGCUGAUCGGCAGCUAUGUUCGGGGAUUGGCAUACGGCACUCCUUCCCUUCAGCAGUCCAAGGAACCCGCGUACACUGAACUGUUGACUGAAUUUACCCUGCAAGUGGAGCACAAUGUAUUGGCCAUUAAUGCCGAGGGCUUUAUGGUCAUUGAUAAUUCCCUGCUCAUGUCGAUGUUUGCGGCAAUGGUUACCUAUUUGAUUGUUUUAAUGCAAUUCAGUGCAUCGUAGAAAAAUGAUGGCAAAACAUGUUUGUGGACUUAGAACUCUUUAAAGUCAAUUUUUUCAUUCACUUCAUUGCCUCGUAAAGAACGCAUACGAAAAUCAUACUGAAAAAUAAAAAAAAUGUUUAAUUAGAUCCUUAAAA